Molecule: messenger RNA, 1055 nt
Organism: Leptopilina boulardi
Lineage: Eukaryota; Metazoa; Arthropoda; Insecta; Hymenoptera; Figitidae
Product: serine protease snake-like
Exons: 6
Coding region: 44-988 (314 amino acids)
Biological process (GO): proteolysis
Molecular function (GO): serine-type endopeptidase activity
Source: RefSeq, a predicted model, not a curated record
UAAAAUAUAACAUUCUCAAUGUGGAUUCGCAUCUAGUCCAGCAAUGCAUUUAAAAAUACAAUUUUCUUUAUUUAUUGUUUUUUGUUCUGGAUUUUUUGUUGUAAGUAAUGCUCUUCGUAAAAGUGAGGAAAAAUGUAGAGAUUAUGCAAAAUUAGUUUAUUCAAAGGAAAUUGUUCCCGUUUUGCGAAUAGAUGGCGAUUAUAAACCAGUAUCAAAAUGUGGAAUUAUUGAAACCCCUUUGAUUAUCGGAGGAAUUAAAGCAAAACCUCAAGAAUUUCCACACAUGGCUGUUAUUGGAUACGGAAAAGGAAAUGAAAUUUCAUGGCAAUGUGGAGGUUCUUUGAUAUCGGAAAAUUUUAUUUUAACAGCUGCUCAUUGUGUUGAAUCGCUAGACAAAGGUCCAGCUUCAAGAGUAAGAAUUGGCAUGACAAAUAUAAAGAAUCCAGGAAGUGAGAUGCAAGAAAGAUGUGUGAUUGAAAGAAUAAAAUAUCCUAAUUAUAAACAACCAUCGAAAUAUGAUGAUAUUGCAUUACUGAAACUUGAUAAACCUUUGGACUUUAAUGGGGACGUUAGACCUGCUUGCUUGGGAAUAGAACCGGUAAUCCCUGGAAAAUUUACAAUUGCCACUGGCUUUGGCAAAACUUUAUACGAAAAUAUUAAGGGAAGUGAUGAUCUGAUGAAGAUUCAACUUGAAUACGUGUCACAAAAUAUUUGUAAUAAUAGUUUUAAAAUAGAUGUCGGAAGUAAAUCUCUGCCAAAUGGCAUUAAAUCCAGUAUGCUCUGUGCUGGAAUUAUAGACGGAGGCAGAGAUACAUGUCAGGGCGAUAGUGGAGGUCCUUUGCAGAGAGUCUUAAAAGAACCUUACUGCAUGUACAGUAUUGAUGGAAUUACGAGUUUUGGAAAAUUUUGUGGCUUCAAAAAUUCUCCAGCUGUAUAUACAAAAGUGAGUUUUUAUCUCGAUUGGAUAGAAAAUAUUGUUUGGCCUUGAAAGAAAAAAUAAUGUAAAUUAUUUAUGUCAAAUAAAAAAAAAAAUAAAUAAAUAAACAAAUUUAAUC